CUUAAAUUGAUAUCCGUUGGAGCGGAGCCCCAGUAACUUGGUUUUAUGAAAUGAAUAACUCGGCUGUUGAAGAUUUUCCAAGUAAAAUAUUUCAUCAAAUUAACAAGUAUAUGUGUGGGGUAUUAUGGUCAAUGACAAUUUCUCUACAUCUUUUCUCAGUUUAUAAAUGGGGCAUAUAGUGCAAUUAUAUUUUCAGUUUUAAUAGAUUAUUUAAGUUAAUAUCGUUAUUAAUUAAAUAUUAUGUCUGAAAAAGUAGGUGUUGAAAUAACAAACAGUAGUAUUGGUGGACUGAAUGGAUUCGAAUUAAGUGACAAUGAUGAAUUGAAUAAUUUUGAGUUCACUAAGGAAGAAAGGAAAAAAUACUUAAGAAAAGUUGAUUAUUAUGUGCUUCCGCUUAUUUAUGUUACUUAUAUGAUUUUGGCUUAUGAUAAGGGUAUCCUUUCUCAUGCAGUUUUAUUUAAUUUCACACUUGAUUUAGGAUUAACCAAAAUUACAAUUACACCCCAUGGUAUACUGGAAAAUAAUGUUAGAUAUUCUGAUGUUGUCACUGUAUUUUAUGCUUCUUAUGCUGCUGGAACUUAUCCAUUAACCUGGCUUUCGACAAAGUUCAGUGUUAAAAAGUUUGUUUCGUUAUCUGUGCUUACAUGGAGUGUGGUAGUUUUUACUACCCCAGCUUGUAAAACAUAUGCUGGUAUUAUGGUUAACAGAGCAAUUUUAGGAUUCUUAGAGGCAGGUGUAGCUCCAACUUUUAAUAUCUAUAUGUCUAGAUGGUGGACUAGAAAAGAACAGUCUAUUAGAUCAAGUGUUUGGUAUAGUGCCUAUGGUUUGAGUGGUAUUAUUAGUGCAUUUAUAGAUUAUGGUUUGGGUACAGUAAGUACAAAAUUGAAACACUGGCAACCAAUGUUCUUCUUUAUUGGAAGUUUAACGUUAGUAUGGAGUAUAAUAAUUUUCAUAUUGCUUCCUGAAAGUCCCCAAGAAUGGAGCAGAAUUAGUCAAAGAGAGAAAGAUAUUCUCAAAGCUCAACAAGAAAACGAGAACCAUAUGAAUCAAAAGUUCGAUCUCAAACAAGCUUUGGAGGCAUUAACAUCAUUUAAUACUUGGUCAGCUGGACUUUUAGCAGCCUUUGCAGGUGUUAUAGCCGUUGGAUUAUUAAAUUUUUUAACAUUGAUUAUUACAGGCUUUGGAUUUGGAUUAGCAGGAACACUAGCCUUAACCAUUCCAAUUUCCGUUAUAUAUAUAAUAGGUAUGGUGUUUGCUGGGUAUAUUUGUAGGAAGUUUAAUGGAUUAGUUUAUUUGGCUGCAAUAGUUUGUGACUUAAUUUGCCUUGUCGGAACUUUCAUAUGCUGGUUUUCUCCAAGGCAUAAGAAAGGACUUUUAUACUUUGGUACCUUCUUACUUGCUUUCCAAAGUGUACAAAUUUAUGUUGGAUACUAUUUAGGUACUGUCAAUGCUGCAGGUGCUUCGAAGAAAACAUUAUCUAACUCAGUAGUCUUUGCUUUAGCUUCUGCUGGAAAUAUUGCUGGAUCAUAUAUCUUUUCAAGUACACCGGGACCCGAAUUCAGAGGUGCAUGGAUAGGCUGUACAUGCGUUGCUGCUGCAAGUGCUGUAAUUGCUAUUUUUUCCAGGUUUUAUUUGCAGCAUGAGAAUCGUAAGAAAGACAAAUUAAUGAGCGAAUCAUCUACUGAAGAGAAAGCCAACCUAACCGAUAGUAGUGAUUUAUCAUUUAGGUAUAUUAUUUAGUUAAUAGGUAGAAUCAAAUGGGUUAUGAAGAGUUCACGAUAUUUAUCCUAUUAUCUCACGGUGAUUCACAGCCU
Molecule: messenger RNA, 1814 nt
Organism: Scheffersomyces amazonensis
Lineage: Eukaryota; Fungi; Ascomycota; Pichiomycetes; Serinales; Debaryomycetaceae
Product: major facilitator superfamily domain-containing protein
Exons: 1
Coding region: 241-1740 (499 amino acids)
Biological process (GO): transmembrane transport
Cellular component (GO): membrane
Molecular function (GO): transmembrane transporter activity
Source: RefSeq, a predicted model, not a curated record